Molecule: messenger RNA, 4407 nt
Organism: Closterium sp. NIES-67
Lineage: Eukaryota; Viridiplantae; Streptophyta; Zygnematophyceae; Desmidiales; Closteriaceae
Source: the annotation of a GenBank genome assembly
CUCAUCCUUCACUUCAUGGCGUGAAUCUUGCAGCCUAAUGAUCAUCUUGUCUGCUUGCCAAUGACAUAGCCCCUGCUGCUUCCCUUCUCCUCUCCGCUUUACAUGCCGCUGCUCUCGUUUCUGUCACGUAGACAUGAACGGCGAGCCAAUCACGGUGUUCGUCGCUGAUGACGUGGCGCCAGUGGACAUUGAGCACUGGCUGUCGUUCGACGAUGCCGUUCUGCCUGACAUCCCUCCCUCCAGCGAUGAUCCUCACUCGCAGACUCAACCCAUACCGCCGGAUUCACCGUUACUUCCUCUAGAUGCGUUGCUCUCUGACCUGAUAGGCGACAAUGCUCCAAUAUGCGACGAUCUUAAAGGCGACGAUGCUCCUAUGCCCGUUGGUUAUCUAGGCGACGCCCCGAUAAGCGAUGCUCCCGGUGAACAAGUCGGAGUUAGCCCAGGACCGAGAUUGGAUCAUGACCCUGGUCGGGAGACGGAGAGAUCGAAUCAGAUCGACGGCGCUGCUCACCUACGAGAAUCAUGCGAGGCGUUGAAAAAUGGGAUCGGUGAACAGGAGAGUGCGGACCUAUCGAGCCUCGCGGAUUUGUGGGAGUCGAGCAUGCGCCAUGAUAGCAGUACUGAUCCAGCGGCGUCCAAUGAAGGCCAGAUAGAGAUUCCGUACGCAGGGAACGUUUUUGAAACGAGCAAUUUAGACCCAAAAGUACCUGAGCAGGCUUGUCCGUCGCCAUGGCGUUGUGAUCAACCUCAGGAUGUCGACUCUGCGCAACAGCAUGGGUUCGCUGCCACGUCAUCAUCCGUCUGGCACACAUUGCAACCGGACGGUUCCCGUUCGCAGGUGCUGACGUUCGAGGAAGCUUCGCAGCGGCUGUUCACGGCCACAGCGCCAGCGCCGCUUCAGAAUCCGUCCGGGUACAGACCUCAGCUGCCGCCUCAGCUGCCAGCCCAGCUGCCGCCUCAGCUGCCCGCUCAGAUGCCGCUUCAGAAAUCACUAAGCCCGCAGCAGCUGCUGCCGCGGCAGGAGGCGCAGCAGCAGGCGCGAUAUCAUUAUCCGGUUCAGCAGCAGCAGCAGCAGAAGCAGGGAGUCCCGCAGUUGAACAUUCCCUCUGACGCGCGUCUCCCCUCCACCUUCCGUGCCCUUUCCUCAUCCUCCCAACGCCUCUCCUCCUCCCGUGGCGGCGAGAUGGGGGUAGGCGGCAUCAGAGGGCCGUCCGCCGACCCUCCCUCCACUCCCCCCCCAUCUAAGCUGCCUCGGCCCCCCGACCUCUCCUCCCGCCUCGCGGCUGUGCUGCGCAAUAUCAACCCUCCCCGCCCCGUGUCUUCCUCCCGUGGGCCCUCCGCCCAUGCGCCCAGACCUUCUGCCCCUGCGCCCAGACCCUCCUUCCCACUAGCGAAGCCUGGGAUUAGCACUGCUGCGUCGCCUGCUGCUCGCACUCCAGCUGCUUCUCCUGCUGCAACGCUGCCGUUUGCCAGUGAGGAAGAUCAGCAGCGGCAGAAUCAGCAGCAGCUGCAGAAUCAACCGGGGCAGCUGACUUAUGAGCAGCAGCAGAAUUUUGAGCAGCAGCAGAAUCAGCAGGAGCAGCGGCAGACAGGGGCGCCAGCGGCAGCACGGAGUGAGCAUGAGUGGGGCGUGGUGCAGCAGGCGUUGCAGGAUACGAUGGCACAGCUCAAAGCUGUACAGUCACACCAACCACACAGGCAACUAUUACUCCAACCCAUGGCUCAGUUGGGACCUGAGAGGCCUCUGCGAGUGGAUGCAUCGGGCAUGCUGCCACGGCCCAUGAGUGGGGCGCGGGAGGGCAUGCUGAAGCAGCAGCUCAUGGCGCUGGCAGAAGCCCUGGCUGUUGAUGACUCGGUGCGCUGGCGCUACUUCAUGCGCAAGCUGCGGAGGGAGGCGUCAGCAGAGGGGGACACGCUGCAGCGCAUCGCCUUCCAUGCGCUCGAGGCGCUGGAGGCACGCAUGGAUGGGUCUGCGCUCAGCCGCUGGCGCAACCCCAUGAACAUCACCGUUCAGGAUUCAAUGGCGGUGUUGGGGCAUGACAACAGCCAUGGGGUGCCGGCAUUCAUUCACCUCGCCAACACUGCAGCUGUGCACGAGAUUUUCCAAGCGUUCACCCGCCACACGCCCCCAUCCCCAACCCCACACCCACACGCCCGGCCCACCCACAACGCCACCGCUCAAAGCCGUUUCCCUGCCACUCAGCCCGGUCUGCUGCACCCUCCUGCUCCUCCCCACCGGCCUGCACCGUUCUCAGCCCCUGCCCCAGCCCCGUUCUCAGCACCUGCGUUCCGGUCGGUGCGGCGGCGGCGGCUGCACAUCAUAGCGAUCGGCUUCUACGCCGGGCCCCACUGGAUCAACAUCCUCAUGCGCCUCGCCGCCCACUUCUCCUCCGCCUCCCCCUCCACCAAUGGCCUUGCGCCAAGUGGCAUCACACCAGGUGCCCCCACAGGUGCUGCCACAGCAGGUGCCGCCACAGCAGGUGCACCUGGGGGGGGUAGCAGCGGUUCCCCCACCACCACCACUAGCAGCAGCACGAGCAGCAGCAUUGGGAACACGCCACCCACCGUACCACCCUCUGGCGCUCCCUCUCCUCCUGUCAUUCCUCCCCCGUCUCGCUCCACACCCCACGUGAAAGUGACAGCUGUUGAUUUUGGGAUCAUCAAGCUGCAGGAGCAUCCGACGGGCCUGGUGCAUCUGGGGGGGGAGUACCUGGAGCAGGUGGCAUCUAUGCUCGGCCUCUCCCUCUCCUUCCACGGGAUAGAAACCACCCCACACGACUUCCACCCUUCCCAAGUGGAGGUAGACCAAGGGGAGGAGGUGGUGGUCCUUGCCAACUGGGGCCUCAUGGUCUUUCCAGACGAUACUGUGCUUCGAUCCAACCUCCGGAACGCGGUUCUUAGGUGGAUUCGAGACUUGCACCCGCUGCUCUUACUCCAGAUCGACAUUGACUUGGACGCCAACGGCCCCUUUUUUCUCUCCCGCUUCCAAGCCGCGUUCGCCAAUUUCUCGGCGUUCGUCGAAUCCUUCGACUGCUCCAUGCCGCAUGCCGCCACGCCACGCUUUGUGGCGGAGACCAUCCUGGCGCGCGACCUGAUGAACGGGGUGGCCUGCGAGGGCAUGAACCGAUGGCUCCGAUCGGAGCGCCUGGAGAAGUGGCUGCAUCGGAUGAGGGAGAUGGGGCUGGAGCCCGUUGCCAUAGGGGCGGAUACUGUUGCUGCUGGCAGGGAGAUCACGGAGGCGAAGGACGGCAGGUUCAGGCUGGACGUGCAUGGGGAGAGUGGAGCCCUGCAGCUCAGCUGGCGCGGGGUUCCGAUGAUCUUUGUGGCGGCGUGGAGAUGAGACUCAGGCGAUGGUUAAGGGGUGCAUCGGAUUAGGGAGGUGGGGUUGGAGCCUGUUGCCAUAGGGGCGGACACGGUUGCUCCUGGCAGGGAGAUCACGGAGGCGAGGGACGGGAGGUUCAGGCUGGACAUGCAUGGGGGAGCACUGCAGCUCAGCUGGCGCGGAGUUCAAAUGAUCUUUGUGGCCGCCUGGAGAUGAGACUCGGGCGAUGGGCGAGAGGUGCAUAGGAUGAGGGAGGUGGGGUUGGAGCCCGUUCCCUUGGGGGCGGACACGGUUGCCGCUGGCAGGGAGAUAUUGGAGGGCAGGGACGGGAGAUUCAGGCAGGGCGUGCAUGGGGAGGGUGGGGCUAUGCAGCUCAGCUGGCGGGGCGUUCCAAUGAUCAUUGUGGCGGCGUGGAGAUGCCUGUGAGGUCGGCUCAAAGGCCACUGAGUGAACCUUGUGGCUGCGCGACGGUGACACCAGCAGUCGGAGUAACGGCAAGGGGGCAUCCUGAAGUCAGGAUCGUUUCAACUUUCAACCAGAGAUCUGCCACUACUUGUACUUGACCUCGUUGGUCUGAAAGCCUGAGGCAUUUCCUCUGUCACAAUGGGGGGCGCGGCUGAGCAGAGCAGGGGGGCGUCAAUGCGUUGCUUUGUUCGGCCUCUGCUCGCUCUGAGAGCUGCUUCGUUUGUGACACAAGGCUAUGGAGUGCUCGCCUGUGUUUGGUGCACCAGACACACACCGUGUUUCGAAGUCGCACUUCCAAUACCUACAAGAGACUCCGAGGACAAUGCAUGUCGCCCUUGAGUGUUAGUGUACGUGCAUGCAUGAGUCAGUAUGACACACGGAGUGUGUGUGGCCCACGUGUUGAAGUACCUAGGGAUUUUAUCCCAUGACUGAAAAGCACCACCGUGCAGCUCCUACCUGGAGGUGGUUUUUUUGGUCGACCUAAACAGUGUGAGUGAUAAGAGACACCGUGCAGCUGGUACCUGUGUAAGAGUAUGCACAGACUGUAUGUGUGAUCGAGUAUCACCUAGCGUUUCUACUGUAAUGCAAGGCCAUGUGGGCAUGUAAUCCAAGGUCAUAUG